Molecule: messenger RNA, 2411 nt
Organism: Pteronotus mesoamericanus
Lineage: Eukaryota; Metazoa; Chordata; Mammalia; Chiroptera; Mormoopidae
Gene: HDAC10
Product: histone deacetylase 10
Exons: 20
Coding region: 190-2280 (696 amino acids)
Biological process (GO): negative regulation of transcription by RNA polymerase II
Molecular function (GO): deacetylase activity
Source: RefSeq, a predicted model, not a curated record
CUGAGCCGGGCUGCAGCCUGGGGCCUCCGUCCCGCCUGGGCUCUGCGUGCUCCUGCUCAGGCUGGGUGCUGGCUGCCCCCGCUGUGGCCCGGGCGUGGCGCUGCUCCCUGGGGCUGCAAGGUGGGGUCGGGCAGUGCGUUCCCGCACCCUGGGUUGGGUCGUCUGGGUCCUCCCACCCACGCCUGGGCCAUGAAGACUGCACUCGUGUACCACGAGGACAUGACGGCUGCCAGGUUGCUCUGGGACGAUCCCGAGUGUGAGAUCGAGGGUCCUGAGCGCCUGACCACAGCCCUGGGACGCCUGCAGCAGCGGGGCCUGGAGCAGAGGUGUCUACGGCUGACAGCCCGAGAGGCCUCGGAGGCAGAGCUGGGCCUGGUGCACAGCCCAGAGUAUGUGGCCCUGUUGCGGGGGACCCAGGCCUUGAGCACGGAGGAGCUCCAGGCGCUGUCGGCGCAGUUUGAUGCUGUCUACUUCCAUCCGAGCACCUUCCGCUGCGCCCGGCUGGCCGCGGGGGCGGGGCUGCAGCUGGUGGACGCGGUGCUGACCGGGGCCGCGCACAACGGGCUCGCCCUGGUGAGGCCUCCUGGGCACCACAGCCAGAGGGCCGCCGCCAGUGGAUUCUGCGUGUUCAACAACGUGGCCAUAGCGGCCAAACACGCCCAGCAGAAACACGGGCUGCACAGGGUCCUCAUUGUUGACUGGGAUAUCCACCACGGCCAGGGCCUCCAGUAUAUCUUUGAAGAUGACCCCAGCGUCCUUUACUUCUCCUGGCACCGUUACGAGCACGGGCGCUUCUGGCCUUACCUGCCCGAGUCCGCGGCCAACGCUGUGGGGCAGGGGCGGGGCCGAGGCUUCACCGUCAACCUGCCCUGGAACCAGGUCGGGAUGGGGAACGCUGACUACGUGGCUGCCUUUCUGCACCUGCUGCUCCCCCUGGCUUUUGAGUUCGAUCCCGAGCUGGUGCUGGUCUCGGCAGGAUUCGACUCAGCGAUCGGGGAUCCCGAGGGGCAGAUGCAGGCCACGCCAGAGUGCUUUGCCCACCUCACGCAGCUGCUGCAGGGGCUGGCCGGCGGCCGGGUCUGCGCCGUGCUGGAGGGUGGCUACCAUCUGGAGUCGCUCUCCGAGUCCGUGUGCAUGACGGUGCGGGCGCUGCUGGGCGACCCCGCCCCUCUGCUGUCGGGCCCGAUGGUGCCGCUCCACAGUGCCCUGGAGUCCAUCCAGAGCGUCCGGGCAGCCCAGGCCCCUCACUGGAUGAGCCUGCAGCAGCAAGACUCAGCCCCUGCCCCGAGCCCCAGCACCCGCCCCUCCGAGGGGAGGGCCUCGCCUCUGCUGCCGGGGGGUCCCGAAUCCGAGGCUGCAGCAGCCCAGGCCAUGGCGGCACUGAGCGCCCUCUGGGACCGGCUGCGCCUGCACCCCACGCCGCCUGUGCGCACGGCUGUUGCUCUGGCUCCCCUGGACGCUGCCCUGGUCCUGCCCCUGGACAUCCUCCAUCAGGAGGGGUUGCGCCCGAAGGAGGAGAUGCAGGCCUGGGCCAGGCUACACGAGGCCCUGGCCAAAGACGAGGCUGUCACUGCACUUGGGAAGAUCCUGUCCCUCUUGGAUGGGAUCUUGGAUAGGCAGGUGAGCAGCGGCCUCGCAGCCACCCCGGCCGCAGCUGUAGCUGCCACCCUGGAUGUGGCCAUUCAGCACGGCCUUUCUCGGGGAGCCCACAGGCUCUUCUGCGUGGCUGUGGGACAGCUGGAUCGGCCAUCGGACCUUGCUGAUGAUGGGAGGACCCUGUGGCUGAGCAUCAGGGGCAGGGAGGCAGCUGCCCUGUCCAUGUUCCAUGUCUCCAUGCCACUGCCAGGGACAACUGGUGGGUUCCUGAACUUUGUCCUGGCCCUGGUGCUGCCGCUGGCCUAUGGCUUCCAGCCUGACCUGGUGCUGCUGGUACUGGGGCCAGCGCACGGCCUGCAGGACCCCCAAGCUGCACUCCUGGCUGCAUUGCUGCGGGCACCGGCAGGGGGCCGAGUCUUGGCCCUUGUGGAUGAGGAAUCUGCGCCCCAGCUGGUAGGCGUCCUGGCCCAGGUGCUGCAUGGAGAGGCACCCCCCAGCCUGGGCCCCUUCUGCAUGGCCUCCCCAGGGGACAUGAAGGCCCUGAUCCACCUGAGAAGGCAGCUGGAACCUCAGUGGAAGAUGAUGCAGCUCCCGCCUGAGUGCCUGACCUGGCUGCUUGACAUCGGCCAGGGUGGGGGUAUUUGCACCCCGGAAAUGACACCGCAGACCGGAGACUGGCGUUAAACAUUCACCAGCACACUGGGGCCUCGGUCCCGACGUCCCUCCGGGCGCUGGUUCGGGGUGCGCUGUCCGCGGCUGCGCCGGGGACCCGCGCGCCAGCCUCCGCACGGAAGGCCCCGCCCCGGCUCCCUCCG